This is a messenger RNA of Thermothelomyces thermophilus ATCC 42464, 1721 nucleotides long. RefSeq lists its product as uncharacterized. The record is from RefSeq and is a predicted model, not a curated record. The coding region runs from base 382 to 999 and encodes 205 amino acids. Gene Ontology annotation, biological process: protein secretion; protein localization to plasma membrane; regulation of exocytosis. Gene Ontology annotation, cellular component: plasma membrane; endosome. The transcript is spliced from 4 exons. Lineage: Eukaryota; Fungi; Ascomycota; Sordariomycetes; Sordariales; Chaetomiaceae. Gene Ontology annotation, molecular function: GTP binding; GTPase activity.
CUCACCUCCUCGGCAACUAUCAGGGGCUCACAAUUGACAGCUUGAACCUCAAAGGCUGCAUUUCUUUGAUCGCUCUUCGAUCUGAUUUAUCAGACAAGCCUCCGAGAACUUAAAACGGAGAACGGCGGUGAUUGCCGAGAACUGGCGCCUGGCCUUGGAUUCCAGGCUUCUGUCUUCUCAGUUGUGAUCAGUUCGCCGUUGUCACGACCUUGAACGUCCGGCCUUCUGCUGGCCAUUGGGACAGGCUUGUCGACGCAUUCAAGCGCCUUCCGCCCGUGAUCUGCUUCGCCGAAGUUCUACAAUCGACCUGGUUUUUUUUUCCACCUUUGAUUACCGGUGUGAACCGACUCGAAGCCCGCACGGCCCCAUCCAACCAUCAUCAUGUCGAGCAAUAGAAACUACGACUUCUUGAUCAAGCUGCUGCUGAUCGGAGACUCGGGCGUGGGCAAGUCAUGCUGCCUGCUACGUUUCAGCGAGGAUUCGUUCACGCCCUCCUUCAUCACGACCAUCGGCAUCGACUUCAAGAUCCGGACGAUUGAGCUGGAUGGCAAGCGGGUGAAACUUCAGAUCUGGGACACGGCCGGACAGGAGCGAUUCCGCACCAUCACGACGGCAUACUACCGGGGCGCAAUGGGGAUUUUGCUGGUUUACGACGUCACCGACGAGAGGUCAUUUAACAACAUUCGGACGUGGUUCGCCAACGUUGAGCAGCACGCUACGGAGGGUGUUAACAAGAUCCUGAUCGGCAACAAGUGCGACUGGGAGGAGAAACGGGUUGUAUCGACAGAGCGGGGCCAGCAGCUGGCUGACGAGCUGGGCAUCCCGUUCCUCGAAGUCUCCGCCAAGACCAACACCAACAUUGAUAAGGCCUUCUACAGCCUGGCGGCCGACAUCAAGAAGCGCAUCAUCGACACCUCCAAGCCAGACCAAGCGGCCGCGGGGCAGGCUGUGAAUGUCGGUGAUAAGAGCGGGUCCGAGAGCGGUGUGAAGUGCUGUUAGCCGGUCUGGGAGAUAAUAGGAAAUGGGGUACUGCUUGGGACGCUGGGCAUGGCGGGCAUCGGCGUUGCAUUGGCGGCAUGCAUGAAGUUUUAUGACUGGACGGACUAUCACGAGACAUUUCCAGAAACGAGGCCAAAAACUGCUGACCGGGCCCUGAUCUUCGUUAUGAAACCAUUCCCAAGUACCUCGAGACACCCAUACAACGACUCCGACGACUUUCGAUUCCGAUGAUCACUCAAUGCUCAAUAUGGUACGGCCUCUGAGAAUUAACACCGGCGUUGGGGCUUGGGGCCCGGGGCAAGCUUUACUCGGUGGUGCCGGAGAGCGGCACUAGGCAACCAGACAAAUACCUAAACCACAGAAGAGGAGGAAAGACUGGGAGAGGAACUUGAGAAGGGAAACGACAAGGUCCGCACGCGUCAUCAACCAGGCACUCGGAAGCAGCUCACAGCUUCGGCUCCUGAGCUCGGCGGCGCCGUGUGGGUUUGUUCUGUCGCUUUGUUUCUGCCGUUUGUGGAGGAGGUUUCUCGUUGACCUAGCGGGCAGAUAGAGAAGCGAGCGAGCAGGCGAGCGAUUGAAGCGUUAGGGUAGAGUGUCUAGGGCAGGGAGCAGGGAGCAAUGUUCUGGGCACGGAGUUUGGGGCUUUCCUUUUGUAUUGACGCCUGGUAUUUAAUACAUAACUUUCAUAGCCCAUGCCUUGCCCAACAUGCAACUGUGGUGUC